AUGCGAAACACUCUUAUUUUUACGGGCAACUCCUGCCCGGCCCUGACGUGGAAAAUAUGUGAGAAUUUGGGCAUGGCUCCGGCCGAGGCCGAGCUGUCGCAAUUCUCCAAUGGCGAAACAAGUGUCCGCAUCCUCAAUAGCGUUCGGGAGAAAGACGUCUUCAUCGUUCAAUCGGGCAGUCCCAAGAUCAACGACACCAUCAUGGAGCUCCUUAUCAUGAUAUCUGCCUGCAAAGGAGGGUCUGCCAACAAGAUCACUGCUGUCCUGCCGUACUUCCCAUAUAGCCGACAGUCCAAGAAGAAGUCACACCGGGGUGCGAUCACCGCCAGGAUGCUUGCCAAUCUACUUGAUGUAGCCGGCGUCAAACAUGUCAUCACUGUUGAUCUCCACGCAUCCCAGAUGCAGGGCUUCUUCAAAUGCCCCGUUGACAACCUCCACGCAGAGCCGAUCAUCGCUCGCUGGAUUCGGCACAACGUCCCCAAUUGGAGAGAGGCGGUUGUCGUAUCAAAGAAUGCUGGAGGCACGAAGCGAGUCACGUCCCUUGCCGAUGCUUUGAAGCUCAAUUUUGGCAUGGUGACGACGGAUAAGAAGAGAGGUGCCAAUAUGUCGGCAAGCAUGAUCAUGAACCAGUUGGAUGAUCUUGAGCGGAAACCUAUACCUGGCUCGAACAUGCAGCACUCACACCACGAUUUGAGGUCAGAGCAAGAACCUGGACCCGUUGACCAUACCCACGUACGGACUUCGCGGACAGUGGCAGACGCCCAAGGCUCUCCAAGGCGUAUUAAUUCCGGCCAAUCACGCUCUACGACUCCCACCAGACCUCCGCUUGCCCGGCAUCGGGCGGGAGCCUCGCAAAGUUCUUUCAUGGACGAUGACGCGGAAGCUGACGGUGGUGAAUACAAUGACCAACGAGCCUACGACGUUACGCAUGGACGAUUGGUCCAAGGCCAUAUUGUGCCCGAUGAUUUCUUGUCACCAGCUCUCUCGGCUGCUGAUGCGAGUCUUCCAGAUGAAGACCCGAUGACCAUGUCACAUGCGUCUUCAUUCUUUGCGCCUGAGUCGCAUGCCCUCCGAGGGGAUGCUGGCGCCAACUCGGACGAGGAGGAAGACAUUCUAACGAACUCCAAGGUGGAGCACAUGAUCACCCUAGUUGGAGAUGUGAAGGACCGGACCGUUCUUAUUGUCGAUGACAUGAUUGACAAGCCGGGGUCGUGGAUUGCCGCUGCCGAGACGGUUGUCAAGCGUGGCUUUGCAAAGAAGGUCUACUGCAUUGCCACUCACGGCGUGUUUGGCGCAGACUGCCUCGAGCAGAUGCAGGCGUGCGAUUGUAUCAACACCAUUGUUGUCACCAACAGCUACCCCGUUCCUGAAGACCGAGCAAGGAAGGCCAGUAAGCUGGUCUUGCUUGACUUGUCCUUCCUCCUGGCCGAGGCCAUCCGCCGGAAUCACUAUGGCGAGUCUAUCUCGCCCUUGUUUCAACACAUUGUGGACUGA
This is a messenger RNA of Phialemonium atrogriseum, 1494 nucleotides long. RefSeq names its product ribose-phosphate pyrophosphokinase 1. The transcript is spliced from 3 exons. Gene Ontology annotation, molecular function: magnesium ion binding; ribose phosphate diphosphokinase activity. Gene Ontology annotation, cellular component: ribose phosphate diphosphokinase complex; cytoplasm. The record is from RefSeq and is a predicted model, not a curated record. Lineage: Eukaryota; Fungi; Ascomycota; Sordariomycetes; Cephalothecales; Cephalothecaceae. Bases 1 to 1494 code for a protein of 497 amino acids. Gene Ontology annotation, biological process: 5-phosphoribose 1-diphosphate biosynthetic process; ribonucleoside monophosphate biosynthetic process; purine nucleotide biosynthetic process.